This is a messenger RNA of Suillus subaureus, 374 nucleotides long. RefSeq lists its product as uncharacterized. The record is from RefSeq and is a predicted model, not a curated record. The transcript is spliced from 3 exons. NCBI's taxonomy places the organism in Eukaryota, Fungi, Basidiomycota, Agaricomycetes, Boletales, Suillaceae. The coding region runs from base 99 to 293 and encodes 64 amino acids.
CACUCCAAGUUUAUUUCUUGACGAGCGAUAUACUAAGUAACCAAUGAGAUGAAAAGGUCAUUCGGACACUGCUCAAGGCCGAUCAGAUCCUGUUACAAAUGCAUACACUCCAUGGGUGCGGCUGCCACAUCACUGCAAAUGUGAAAAUUGUGAAUAAGUCUUCGUUGUUGAUCGAAGUCCAUCGAGCCGUACCCCACAGUGGCAUACACCCGUACCAAAAAAAACUCGCGGAGUGCAUCUGCCACCUCAUGCGAAUGAUAUUGGAUCAUCACCAUCAUCAAUUUGCACGCUAAUGCUACAAGAAGAUUAUGCCACGGGGCGUGAGCUGGCAUCUAUUUUGUCUCCAAGCAUACGGCGAUGAAAACACAUGAAAG